This is a messenger RNA of Mobula hypostoma (lesser devil ray), 2317 nucleotides long. RefSeq names its product insulinoma-associated protein 1-like. Gene Ontology annotation, biological process: neuron differentiation; regulation of cell cycle process; negative regulation of transcription by RNA polymerase II. NCBI's taxonomy places the organism in Eukaryota, Metazoa, Chordata, Chondrichthyes, Myliobatiformes, Myliobatidae. Gene Ontology annotation, cellular component: transcription repressor complex; nucleus. The transcript has a single exon. The coding region runs from base 173 to 1525 and encodes 450 amino acids. The record is from RefSeq and is a predicted model, not a curated record. Gene Ontology annotation, molecular function: RNA polymerase II cis-regulatory region sequence-specific DNA binding; DNA-binding transcription repressor activity, RNA polymerase II-specific.
UAGGGAAGAGGCUAGAUCCGAGAGCCGGAUCCCCGAGUACGGGCAGUAGCAGCGGGGAAGGCUGGCGGUGGUCUGGCGCCAUGCCACACACGCAGCGGGCUCCGCCGGGCACAUAGUGCGGGGCGACGGGAGCUCCUAACUGGCGUUCACAGUGCAUUUAUUUAUUUAUUUGAUGUCAAGUGCCUUCUGCUUACUCAAAUUUGCUUUUUUAAAACAAUUAUUUCUCGUCACACGCCCGCUCUCCCCAACGAUGCCGCGAGGAUUCCUGGUGAAGAGGAGCCGGAGAUCCACGCCCAUCUCCUAUCGCAUCCGCUGCCACGAUGCCGCCGAGCCGCCGGUACAGCAGCCGCCGGCGGACCCUCCUCUGCCCCAGGGGGUGGGGGGAGGAGCCGCCCCGGAGCCGGGUGGAGCGCAGGUGUUUGGCCGGCUGGAGCCGGGCUGUCCCGGGCAACCGCUGUCCAGCCCGGCUCGACCCGUCAGCAGAGAACGCAUGUACGGCCAGCGGACAGUGAGCCUGGGCUCCCCGGUUACCGCCGAGUCGUUUCCAGGGCCGGCGGCCACUUUCAACGCCCUGGACCGCAUGUUGCUGUUGGCGGCCCCGGGCGGCGCCGAGUUGGGCUGCAGCGGCGGUGGAGGAGGAGGUGAUGGAGGUGGAGGCGGCGGCUCCUCCUCGCCGUCUCCCCGGGCAGGGGGCGCCACCAAAGCGGCCGAGCGCAGGAACAAGCCACCAAUGGGAGCGGGAGCAGCGGCCCGCCGGGCCAAGGCGGCGAGGAAGCUGGCCUUUGAAGACGAGGUGACGACCUCGCCGGUGCUGGGGCUACGGAUCAAAGAGGCGCCACCCGAGGGCGAGGGCAAGGCGGGCCGCAUGGGUGCGGGCCCUGGCCAAGGACUGGGACCUGGCCGCCCUCUCGGCGAAUUCAUCUGCCAGCUCUGCAAGGAGGAGUACGCCGACCCGUUCGCACUGGCCCAGCACAAGUGCUCUCGCAUCGUGCGGGUCGACUACCGCUGCCCCGAGUGUGACAAGGUCUUCAGCUGCCCGGCUAACCUGGCGUCGCACCGCCGUUGGCACAAGCCCCGACCCCCGCACCAGCCCAAAGCAGACGUCGGAGCGGAACCCCGGUCUGGGCCCGGGCCCGAAGCCGAGCGGGACAGCCCCGAGCCUAGCUCGGCGCUCGCCGAUUGCGGCUCCGAAGACGGCGGCCACUGUGAAUGCUGCCGCUGCGGCAAGAGAUUCAAGCGCCAGGCUUACCUGAGGAAGCACCUGCUGGCUCACCGAGCCGAGCCGCCGCCACCCCCCGACAAGCUGCCGCCGGGCCCCGAGUGCCAGCUCUGCGGGGAGAACUUGGCCAGUAAGGGUGGCCAAGAACGCCACCUCCGCCUGCAUGCCACCGAGGUUUUCCCCUGCAAGUAUUGCGCGGCCACUUUCUACAGCUCGCCCGGACUCACCAGGCACAUCAACAAAUGCCACCCGUCAGAGAACAGGCAAGUAAUCUUGCUCCAGGUACCAGUGCGCCCGGCCUGUUAGUACAUGGAGAGGGGGCGACAAACCGUGCCUUUAUCAUCAUUCUCAUCAUCAGACCACUGUUUACCCAGCCCGUGCUCAAAUGAACUGGUUUCAUCGCUUCAUUCCUCCUACAACAAACCUGGUGUACCAGACGCUCAUCUCGGACCGCACCUUUAGGUCCAAAAACAAUAAACAGCUUUAAUGUAGCUUUGUGACUUGCUGGACACUUGAGACCGUCAAUUGUCUGAACAAAGCCGGUAUUAGAACAUUCCUUUAGAUUAGCCACAAAUGCCUUGGAUUGCUGACCCGGAUAUUUCAGUAAGAUGAUGUAAAUGCCUUAAUUUUUCGACGCUUUCCACGUUGUUUCCCUCCUUCGUAAAUGAUGAGUUUGUUGCAUAUAAUUUUACUGUUUUGAGUAUAUGUAUUGCUAAAUGAAUACAUUUUAUAAUUUAUUCGUUUUAUUUAUUUAUAAAAAAAACUGUGAUAUUGUAUACUUUCGUUAUCUAUUUUGACGUUCUGUGUUUGUUUUAGUAAGUUAAAUGCUUCGUUUUUAGUACUUUCAGAUCGACUUUCAUUUUCCAAACAAAUGUAAAAUGUGUUCGUUUAUUUUAUACGAUCUUAAAUGGGAUUUGGUUAUUCAGUUCUGGUACCCAUAUACAGACCCGUGUGAAGCUGACAACUGUUAAAUUAAAUGCAAUCCCUUUUCUACACAACUUAUUUUCUUAACUGUUAGCUUUUAUAUAGUGGUUCCAAAUGUACGUUCUCAAUUGUGUUUGUUACUGAAUAUUUAAAUAUAUUAAAUACGUAUAAUUA